Molecule: messenger RNA, 1193 nt
Organism: Camelina sativa (false flax)
Lineage: Eukaryota; Viridiplantae; Streptophyta; Magnoliopsida; Brassicales; Brassicaceae
Molecular function (GO): electron transfer activity
Source: RefSeq, a predicted model, not a curated record
AUGGGUCUAUCUAUGGCACGCAAACUACUCGUUGUUCUCCUGGUUACUGCGUUCUCCUUCUCAGGGAGUGCUGAAGCCUGGAGCUGGAGUUGGGGUUCCGGCCAGUCCGGUUCCAACGGGGGUUGGGGAUGGAGCUCCGGCAACUCUGGCGGUUCUUCUGGCUCGGCUUCUGCUGGUUCUGAAGACUCUAACUCGGGUGGUUCAAGCUGGGGUUGGGGAUGGAGCUCAGAUGGAACAGAUACUGACUGGGGUUGGGGAAGCAGCUCUGGCUCAAACCAUUCUAGCGGUACUGGCUCUACACGCAAAAGUCACAGCCCUAACCAAAAUGACUCAAGCGCCACUAGCCCUACACACAACAACCAUAGUGCGGGCUCAAACCACUCAAGCAUCGUUGGUUCUACACACAACAACAACAGCUCCGGCUCAAACCACUCAAGCAUCGUUGGAUCUACACACAACAAUCAUAGCUCGGGCUCAAACCACUCAAGCAUCACCGGUUCUACACACAACCACACGGCUCCAAUAAGGAGGGGGAGAAAGAUUGAGGUUACUGUGUGGAAAAACGGAUACGAUUACACAGAAUGGGCUACAAAGUAUGCCCCAUUCUACGUCAACGAUGUUCUUGUUUUCACGUACAACAACAACAAUGAUCAAACUCAAUCCAAGACGAAGCACCACAACAACAACAAGAACGACGUAUACUUGCUCCCAGACAUGAAUAGCUUCAAGAGAUGCGAUGUGGCCAGAGGCAAAAAGCUGGCCGCACGAGGAGGUUCAUCAUGGGGCUUCAAGUUGCUUCUCCGUAAAGUUCAGACUUAUUACUUCGUCAGUGGAGACCACAACGGCUGCAACCACAACAUGAAGUUCUCUGUCCACCCGAUUCCACACCCUUCUUCUCACUAACUAUAAAUCCACUUGUGAUCUUUCCUUUUCUUUAAAGUUUAAACUUUGAGUUAGUUUAUAUACUGCGGGUUUUUUUUUUCUCUAUUAGUUAACCAUUGUUAUAUGAGUCAUUUAACGUACUUUUAUCGAAUGAUUAUUACUUUUACAAAGCUAUAUAUAGUUUUCUUCCACUGGAGUAAGAAGUUUAAUAUUUUGAAAUUGGAGACUUAUAUGCAAUUACCUAAAACAAGCUAAUAAGUUGUUGCAAACGAGAGGCUCGCUUCAUGAGGAAGCAUGCUCAAGCUUUUGAG